Messenger RNA from Solanum dulcamara, 1518 nucleotides. RefSeq names its product peptidyl-tRNA hydrolase, mitochondrial. NCBI's taxonomy places the organism in Eukaryota, Viridiplantae, Streptophyta, Magnoliopsida, Solanales, Solanaceae. Bases 316 to 1032 code for a protein of 238 amino acids. The transcript has 11 exons. The record is from RefSeq and is a predicted model, not a curated record. Gene Ontology annotation, molecular function: peptidyl-tRNA hydrolase activity.
AACUUUUCUUAUAAAAUUAGAAUACUAGGAGGAUGAAAAAGAACGCUCCCGCUUAAUAUUUUUUCCCAGAAAACGUGAGCAACAGUACCAUCAAGUAGAGGUUUGAGGUGAUAAAGCAUAAAAGAAUUCUCAUGAAAGAGAGGCAUACGACGGUCCUAAAUUGUUAGAGAAGUACUUGUUUUCAUUCCAGAAUUGUGAAAAUUCAUCAAGAACUCAAGUUGAAAUUUGAUUUCAAAUAGUUGAUUGUGUUGGAUUGAUUGGUUGCAAUUGGACGGUGAAAGCUAAUGGUUGGUUAUGUAAAGACUACACCCAUGUAUGUUGAGUUGGUUGGGCUUCGGGGCACUACCCUUAGCUAGAAAAGAACCCAAGAUGAAUGAGAUGCUUAGAAGGAUUUGUCGGCGCAACUUCUGCACUUGUUCUCCUCGGCCGUGGCUCUUUGUUGGGUUGGGCAAUCCUGGGGAUAAAUACAGGGGAACGAGACAUAAUGUUGGUUUUGAAAUGCUUGAUGCAUUCGCAGACUCACAAGGGAUUCAUAUGGAGACAGUACAUUGUAAAGCAAUGUUUGGACAAGGUUUUGUCAAAGGCAUUCCAGUUCUCCUUGCAAAGCCACUAACUUACAUGAAUUUGAGUGGUGAAUCUACUGGCCCACUUGCAGCAUAUUACAAGCUCCCUCUCAAUCGUGUGGUUGUGUUUCAUGAUGACAUGGAUUUACCAUGUGGAGUUCUUCGUCUUCACCCCAAGGGAGGUCAUAACAGACAUAACGGGUUGAAGAGUGUGAUUUAUCAUUUUCGUGGAAAUGGAGAGUUUCCUCGGUUAAGGAUAGGUAUUGGAAGACCUCCUGGUCAGAUGGAUCCCAAAGCAUUCAUGCUUCAAAAGUUUAAUUUAACUGCAAGAGAACGAAUUGAUGCUGCAUUACUGGAAGGAGCACAUGCAUUGGAGCAAGUCUUAUCCAAAGGCUUCUCCGAAAGUUCUAAUUGCUUCAAUACAACGCAGAAGUACAAGCACAUACGAUUGCAGACAUUGCCAGCGUGAUUUCAUGCUUAAAGCUGGACGUUCCAUUGCCAUCGAUGCAUCCCUUCACUCAAAAUAACCAUCCUGUCCUCUUUACCGCACUUACUAAUUACAUGUAUUUGCUGUCAAGAAGGUGGACGUUGUUCAGGUUGAGCUAGGAUCCAACCACACUAAAUUUCUUGGAAUGCAGCUAUGUGAACUGCAGAAAUAUUGCAGGACUGUUGAGAAUUUCAGUUGCCUGUACAAAAAUUGUAUAACACUACCGACUCUACGACUGCAAGUUAGUGAAGAGGAAUUCCAGGAACCAAAAUGGGGGAAAUGAGGGAUGGAAGUAUAAAUUCUCAGCAGAUAAUGGUCUUGGUCCACAUCCUAUGACAAUUUUGUUCCUCACCCCACCCGGGAAUUAGAUGCACUGAAUAACACGCUAUUUUAUUCAUGAUAUUUUUUUUCUAUUAAUAAAUUUUCUUCGUUAUUAAUGAACUUAUUUUCUGACUUUUCUUUCGUUAA